Molecule: messenger RNA, 1536 nt
Organism: Tetrahymena thermophila SB210
Lineage: Eukaryota; Ciliophora; Oligohymenophorea; Hymenostomatida; Tetrahymenidae
Product: ABC1 family protein
Exons: 9
Source: RefSeq, a predicted model, not a curated record
AUGUUUAAAAAAUUUAUAAAGAGAUCUGCAGUUAUAGGAUUUGGAGGGUUAGUAACAUAUAAAUUCAUCAUUGAUGAAUAAUCAAAAAGGGAUGCUUAAGGUAUCUUUAAUGGUUUCUUUAACUCUUUCAGAGCUGCUUACAUAGUUGGUUCAAGCAUAUAUGCUUACCAGACAGGAUUCGGAGAUUUAGUUUAUAAUACAGAUGAGUACAUAGCCAGAAGAGAAGAAAUUCACACAUAAGUGGCAAAGAAAAUUUUAGAACUGAGUUUAGUUAAUAGAGGUAUUUAUCUUAAAGCUGGCUAAUAUCUUGGAAAUCUUGAAAGAAUAAUGCCAAAAGAAUAUACAGAUGUGUUAAAAGUGCUUUAAGAUAGUGGACCAAGUUUACCAUUUGAAGAAAUAAAAGUAGUAUUAGAAAAAGAUAUUGGAAAAAUAGAAGAUGUAUUUAGUGAAUUUGAUAAAGAAGCUAUAGCAGCAGCUUCUCUAGCUUAAGUGCAUAGGGCAAAGUUGAAAAAAAAUGGAUAGGAAGUCGCUGUUAAAAUACAGUUUCCUUUUUUACGUACUUAAACUCACUAUGAUUUAACUGUUAUUAGCUAAAUUGUGAAAUUAUGUGAUUGGUUUUUGCAAAAAUCACCAGACUUUAAAAACAUAAAAAUGCAUGACUAGUUUUCUAAUUUCUAAAAAGUGCUUUUAGAAGAGCUUAACUUUUACAAUGAAAGAAGUAAUGCUGAUUUGACAAGAGAGCAAUUUAAAAACUACGAUUAGUUAUAUAUUCCUUAAUAUUUCCAUGAUAAUAUGUCAUAGAGAGUUUUGACUAUGGAAUUUGUUAGAGGUGUUAAGAUUAAUGAUAAAAAAGGGAUAGAAAAUAUGAACCUUAAACCAUUAGAAUGUGCAAAUAUUUUGAUUGAUGUUAUGGGAAGAAUGCUUUUUAAAACAGCUCAUGUGCAUGCAGAUCCUCACCCAGGAAAUAUUUUUGUAAGAUAACAUCCAAAUGAUCCUAAAAAACCUUAAAUAGUUUUAAUUGAUCAUGGAUUUUAUGUUGAUGUACCACCUUAAAUAUAAAAAGACUUUUGUGAGUUGUGGUAUUCUUUAGUAACAUUCAAUUAUACUAGAAUGAAAAAAAUAGCUGAGUCUUUAGGAAUAGGAUAACACUAUAGAUAUUUACCAGUGAUUUUCCUGUUUAGAACUAUGGAAAGUAAGACAAAAUUAGGUAGUGGAAUGGGAAAGGAAGAUAGAAAGAUUCUCUACCAGCAAAACUUGAUAAGCUUUGAAAAAAUUAGCUUACUUGUUCAAGAUCUUCCUCCUGAAAUGAUUUUUAUGAUCAGAGCUAAUAACAUUAUAGCUAUCCACAAUGCUACUUUAGGUGGAACUACUAGAGAUAGAGCAGUAAAGUUUACAAAUUUUGUAGUUUAAGUGUUGAAUCCUUCUUUUAUUGGGUACUACUCUAGACUUGCUUGGGUUUACUUCAAAUUGAUGAUGUUUGAGAAAUUCCAUUCAAUAUUCAAAAUAAUUUUUAAAUCAUACUCAAGAGAAGUUUGA